Molecule: messenger RNA, 2795 nt
Organism: Ceratosolen solmsi marchali
Lineage: Eukaryota; Metazoa; Arthropoda; Insecta; Hymenoptera; Agaonidae
Product: ATP-binding cassette sub-family G member 1
Exons: 13
Coding region: 545-2506 (653 amino acids)
Biological process (GO): transmembrane transport
Cellular component (GO): plasma membrane
Molecular function (GO): ATP hydrolysis activity; ABC-type transporter activity; ATP binding
Source: RefSeq, a predicted model, not a curated record
AGUUAGUCGCAGUCCGCAGCUAGAAACGGACGGAGACGGACGCGCGCGCGCGCGACUCACCUAUCAUCUCCGUGGCAGGAGAGCUGCCAAACUUCUGGCCGCAGGUUCGUCUGGCGUCGGUGCGGAGGACACGUGGAGCCCUGGUGAGUACGAGUGGGAGCCGCGGGGAUUCCGGUAUGGGAGCGGGCGGCUCUCUUUCAUUUUCGACUCCUCGGCCGACGUUUUGACACCGACGACUGCCUUCCUGGCUGAUGCAUUGCGAAUUCGUCGAGUACGUAAACCUCGUUGCUUCGGGUCAAUUCGAGAUCGGAACGAUGCUGUGGCUUGAAAAUGUCGACGGUGUUUCAUUCGGGGGUUGAGAUGACAGAGGAGUGAUAUUUCACGAAAGCCAACGGUGCAAAUAGGCUUUCGUAACGCCACGCAUCCACGCAUCAUCCACGCAUCGCGAUAAGCGCCAAACACAUACUUUGAUAAAUUGUCGCCUAGCCGAGAGUGGAUAACGUGGCGCGAAGGCGAGCCGUUGACAACCGGAUUAAUCCUGGCCAUGGAGGUACUGCUGCACGAGGCCAGCGCCGUGAGCAACGGCUCCGUCGGCUCGGAGUCUCGGGCCAACUGCUGCGCGAGGUCCUCGAGCCCCGGCCAUCAACAGGGCGUCAUCGAGGCCCCUUCUCGCAACGGUGAUAAGAACGGCACGCCCUUCUCCAAGACGAAGAACGACGAGUACAUGGACCUCAUGUUCGAGAACAUCACAUACACCGUGUCCCUCGGCCUGAGGAAAGGAACAAAGGAGAUUUUACACGGGUUGAACGGACGUUUGCCAUCGAAGCAGCUGAUUGCGCUGAUGGGGCCGUCGGGUGCCGGCAAAUCCACUCUUCUCGAUGUUUUGUCGGGAUUCCGCAUUACCGGCGUCCAAGGCAUAGUCUACAUCAAUGGUCGGGUCCGUGACUUGGAUUCUUUCCGCAGGUCCAGCGCUUAUAUUACGCAAGACGAUCGAUUGCAGCCGUUACUUACGGUCAACGAAAAUAUGCACGUGGCAGCCGAUCUUAAGCUCGGCACCGAUACUCCGAAAUACGAAAAAGAGACGAUCAUCGAGGAAAUCCUGUCGACCCUCGGACUUUACGAGCAUCUGCAGACUCUGGCCGGUCGACUGAGCGGUGGCCAGAAGAAACGGCUUUCUAUAGCCUUGGAACUCGUCAACAACCCGACGGUGUUGUUCCUCGACGAGCCGACGACGGGUCUCGAUAGCUCAUCCUGUACACAAGUGUGCAAUCUUCUCAAAUUGCUUGCACGCCAGGGUAGAACGAUAAUAUGCACAAUACAUCAACCAAGUGCCAUGAUUUUCCAGCUUUUUGAUCAGGUAUACGUGUUAGCGAAAGGUGAAUGUCUUUAUCAAGGUGCAACGCAUAAUUUAGUGCCGUAUUUGGAAAAUGUCAAACUUCCCUGUCCAAUGUAUCACAAUCCAGCUGAUUACGUAAUUGAAUUGGCAUGUGGUGAAUAUGGGGAAGACAAAAUCGAAACGCUCGUUCAGGGUACUCAAAACGGCAGGAGCCUCAAAUGGUUUAACAAUCCAAGUGCACUUUUGGAUGCCAAAUCCUUAAGAGCAAUUAAUCCGUUAAAAAGUAAUAAACAAAACGGUGGAAAUCGAGGACCUCAAGCAACAUCGCAAUGGAAUCAAAUAAAAGUCUUGUUGAAGAGAGGCGGCAUAAAAGUUAAAAGAGACUCUACACUCACGCAUUUACGAAUAGUCGUAAACAUAUGCACUGGUUUAAUGCUGGGAACGUUGUUUAUGAAGGCCGGAAACAAUGCCGAUCGCAUAAUCGAAAACUACAAUCUCCUGUUUGCCUGCCUCAUACAUCACAUGAUGACCACCAUGAUGUUAACGGUCUUAACCAUCCCAGCAGAGAUGAACAUUUUGAAGAAGGAACAUUUCAAUCGUUGGUACAGCUUGAAAGCGUAUUAUAUGUCAGUGACGGUUGUUGACAUUCCCGUGAUGAUUAUCGGCUGCCUAUUCUUCACCGUCAUUGUCUACUUCAUGUCCGACCAGCCACACGACAUCGUUAGAUUUUCCAUGUUCUUUGGAAUCAGUCUGCUAGUGGCUUUCGUCGCCCAAAGCUUCGGGUUCAUGAUUGGCUCGAGCUUCGACGUUGUGAAUGGGACAUUCUUAGCACCCACACUCUCCGUACCAAUGAUGAUGUUUGCUGGAUUUGGGGUGUCUUUACGAGAUCUUCCAAACUAUUUAUACUGGGGAACGUACAUUAGCUAUUUGCGAUAUGGUCUCGAAGGAUACGUGAACGCAAUUUACGGCUUGAAUCGACAGACUCUUGCGUGUCACAACGAUGACCUUGACUUCUGCUUUUACAAGGAUCCACGGAAAUUCGUAAAGGAAAUUAUCGCGAUGAGCGACGAUCAAUUCUGGAACGACAUCGCCGCCCUCUCCUUUAUCGUCCUCGCCAUGCGCAUCGUCGCCUAUUUCCUUUUGCGUUGGAAACUUCUGUCCUCGAGAUAGGAAGAUUCCCAUCUCAUAACAAAAAACCCGCUCGCAUGAUGUACUAUUGUGGGAAUUCCGUCGUUCGAGGCUGCACCGUAGCGGUCGACGAUGAAACGGAGACUGGGGGACUAUUAAGCACAUUAACGAACGAAAAUUUGACAAUUCCCUCGGGCCGUUAACCGAGAAUAGAAAGGUUUUGCAACGUGUGCCAUAUGUAGUUAUGAAAUUUGUCGACAUUGUGAUGUUAGAUGUAGGGAUGAUUAUUAGAAAAACUGCCCCAAGCGCACUGUGAAGAGGGAUGCGAAAG